AUGGCAUGGUCCGAAGCAAUCGCAACAACUCGCGACGGAGGAUUGGAAGAGUUAGCCCAAAUCGUGGGCAAAUCCGCCACCAACCCGCUUACUCAGAGCACAAUGACUUCCUCCGACAACAGAUUCAAUGAGGAAACGGAUGAACGAGAUACUCCGUUUCGCUGGCUUACACCACGAAGGCGUGGCCCCGCAUUCUUCACGAAAGUACGAGACUUCUUCAGAUACAGCGCAAUGGCCUGUCAACUGUUCCAGGCAGGCUCACAGCCAUCUCAACUCAACUACUUCAAUACACCCAUCACCCAAACCGACUACUUUUCGCAAGACGCCGAUCUGAAAAUGACAGUCGCGUCGAUACCGCUAUGGUUCGUUUCGUCAGUGAUAGAUCGAUUUGCGUGCUCGUGGGGAGUUCCCCUUCUUUCGUCGUUCUGCUCGGACCCCGCUUUCCUUGUGCCAUUCGUCAGCUCACAAGUGAGGCUUGGUUUGCCAGCCUUGUUACAUAUCACCGGUACCUUCAUCUGCUGUUUUGCCUUCGCAUUAGGAGUAACUGGACAUCUCAGGAAAACGUGUUUCACAUUGCUUUCCUGUAUCAACUACAUAUGUGGAAGU
Ostertagia ostertagi is the source of this 606-nucleotide messenger RNA. The record is from the annotation of a GenBank genome assembly. Lineage: Eukaryota; Metazoa; Nematoda; Chromadorea; Rhabditida; Trichostrongylidae.